Molecule: messenger RNA, 735 nt
Organism: Lathyrus oleraceus (garden pea)
Lineage: Eukaryota; Viridiplantae; Streptophyta; Magnoliopsida; Fabales; Fabaceae
Exons: 1
Coding region: 1-735 (244 amino acids)
Molecular function (GO): GTP binding
Source: RefSeq, a predicted model, not a curated record
AUGCUGGCACACUAUGCUAAUGAGAAGCAUUUUCCACAUCAAACUCUGGUAGCACCCCCUUCUGAUGCUCGCUUCAAAAACUGGUAUACUGGAUCUUAUCUGUUAGAUGCAGUUGACUCACUACAACCUCCUACUAGAGAAUUCGCCAAACCUCUGCUAAUGUCAAUAUGUGAUGCCAUCAAAUCAACUGCACAAGGACAGGCGUCUGCUUGUGGUAAACUGGAAGCAGGAGCUCUUCGAAAUGGAACAAAGGUACUAGUUAUGCCUUCAGAUGUUGUUGGAACAGUACGCACAUUGGAGCGUGACUCUAAUGCCUGCUCUGUUGCAAGAGCUGGAGAUAACGUAGCUGUAACGUUGCAUGGUGUUGAUGGAAGUCAUGUAUUGGCUGGAGUUGUAUUAUGCCAUCCCUACUUUCCUGUUGCUGUUGCAAAGCAUUUAGAGUUGAAAUUGCUUGUCUUGGAUGGUGCAAGUCCCAUAUUGGUUGGCGCUCAGUUAGAGUUUCAUAUUCAUCAUGCAAAGGAACCUGCUAGAGUUUCAAGAAUAUUGUCGAUGCUUGAUCACAAGACUGGUAAGGUGACCAAAAAGUCCCCUCGCUGUCUCGUGUCAAAACAAAGUGCAGUAAUUGAGGUGAUUUUGAAUGAGCCAUGUAGGAAGUGCAACAAAUUCCCAUUGAAGUCGCACCAACAGGGUCGUGCAAAGAAUCGAAACAGAUGUUCAAAAUUUUCACUGCGGUAA